This is a messenger RNA of Pseudonaja textilis, 804 nucleotides long. The record is from RefSeq and is a predicted model, not a curated record. Lineage: Eukaryota; Metazoa; Chordata; Lepidosauria; Squamata; Elapidae.
AUGACCUGCCCCAACUUCCAGAUCCUUUCAGCCCAAGAGCCAGAUGUGAUCUCUGGAGCAGCCAUUUUCUCCAACCAUUCCCUGAACGGGACAGGUGUGAUACCUCUCUCCUGCCAGAGUUUCCAGUGUUCAGGAGAGAGAUGUUACCAGGAUGAGGCCCAUGGCAACAAUUCCCAGCUCUGCCACAAUGCUUCACACUGUGAGCUCUACCGUCUCAACAGCACCAGCUACACAGCCCGAUGCAGUAGUGAUUGUGGAAGGGGCAAUGCCUCGGAGAUGUGCCUCCACAGCGGAAGGCUGGGCCUGGAGCUCUGCAUUAUGGAAUGUUGCAACUGGCCCAACUGCCUGCAGCUCAAUGCCACGGCAUACGGUGACAGGGCAUCCACCACCACCCCAGUUCCCACCACUCCCACCACCACCACCACCCCUGCACCACCCCGCAAUGGAAAGGUUUGCUCAAGCUUCACCUGCCAUGGAGAAGGCUGCUUCAAAGGGCAGAAGUCCUCAACCAGCUGCAUUGUGGGCCACGACUUCUGCGAGAUGAAAAAAACAGGCUCACAUUUUGUGGCAGGCUGUAGCCAAAGUUGCAAAACCAAGGGCCAUCCUUGCUCCCACAAAUCUACUGCCGCUUGCUACCAAGAGUGCUGCCAGGCUAUGCCCAAAACCAGCUGCCUGAAGCUGGAUGGGAAAGUGCACUUCAACAGGGCGAGCAGCCUGGCUUCGGCUUCUCUGUUCCAGCUCCUCACCUGGGCUGCACUGCUCAGUCUCAGCUGCUCCAUCUCCUUCUUGGUUGGGACCAACUGA